Boeremia exigua is the source of this 985-nucleotide messenger RNA. RefSeq lists its product as uncharacterized. Lineage: Eukaryota; Fungi; Ascomycota; Dothideomycetes; Pleosporales; Didymellaceae. The record is from RefSeq and is a predicted model, not a curated record. The transcript has a single exon. Bases 335 to 985 code for a protein of 216 amino acids.
CGAUCCCGCCUCGCAGCUCUGGGAAACGCUCAUCCAAUCACUAAGAAUUUGCAGCGCUUUUGUCAACACACCGCGCCGCUAACAUCACCGCUCAGCAAACACACACAGAUGGCUGCAGCGAACAGAGUAUGGCUGACCCCGCAACGCGACUGAGUGGAUGUGAGCAAUCGGCGCGAUCUGUUGAUGGUGCAACUGUUCCCGCCGGCCGCGAUGCGUGUUGACUUGUACAUAUGUACACCGUACCUGCAAACGAUGUCCUCAUCGUUCUCCUUCAACAAUCUGAGCUGGUUCUCGUCUGGAGUUUUGCUGCUAAUCAUUACCUUAAUAAACUAAAAUGGCCCACCACAAGCGCGGAGUCUCCAAGGACAUUACAUCCAAUGCACACCCCACCCCGUUACCCACAUAUUAUUCGCAGCAGUUGCCGCGAUGGACCAGCAAGAGCGCUUUCGAAGACCAAAAGGCCUUCGAAGAGAAGCCCGAGCCAUUCUACCCCAGCUACCAGCAAUAUCCGGCUCCUAUGCCAAGAUUCGAUAACAUUCCCCUGCCACCACGGCCUCAGCGUCGACGGUGGCCAAAAAAAGCCAUCCUGAUACCUUGGAUCAUUGCAGCAGUGUUCUUUCUGAUAGCUCUUUGGUUCACCUCCAUUGCGCUCGGCGUGCGCAUGUUCAUCGUCAUGCAGCCGGAGUCCGCCAGCCCACCUGUACAGGAGAUUCGAGUCUUGAUCACUGAAGACAUGUUUCGCGGCAGUGCAUCAGCAUACACCUCAGUCGUCACGGUAUCUGUAAAUGCGGCGAGGGCUACAGCGAUAGUAAGCGCACCGACGUCGACAAAUGAUGGAACCACUGAACCCACAUCUACCGGGACACUGGAUAGGGCGCCUAUGCCAAAUAGCGACCCACUUGAAGACUUCACAGCGACUGCCCCAGCACCGAGAGACUUGAAGUCAAGCCCCACUGGAUUCGUCACAGUGGUCAGGACGGUUUAG